This is a messenger RNA of Melanotaenia boesemani (Boeseman's rainbowfish), 4911 nucleotides long. It is a transcript of the gene arfgap1, whose product is annotated as ADP-ribosylation factor GTPase activating protein 1. Gene Ontology annotation, molecular function: GTPase activator activity. The coding region runs from base 195 to 1472 and encodes 425 amino acids. Gene Ontology annotation, biological process: regulation of ARF protein signal transduction; regulation of endocytosis. The transcript is spliced from 14 exons. The record is from RefSeq and is a predicted model, not a curated record. Lineage: Eukaryota; Metazoa; Chordata; Actinopteri; Atheriniformes; Melanotaeniidae. Gene Ontology annotation, cellular component: Golgi membrane.
CCACGUAUGCAAACAGGAACAUGGCUACCGGCUGUUAACAUCGGCAAUCUCCGCUGUGUCUCACAGAGUCUGUGUCAUCCCGACAUCUGCUGUGCUCCACGACAGAAGGAAGGACUUUGUAGAGUUUAUCAGCGGAGCUCACGGACCCUUAAAAACCAACGUCUUAGUUCAUCAGUCACAGUCAGUUUGUCAUCAUGGCGAGUCCAAGGACCAGAAGAGUACUUAAGGAAGUGAGAACCCAGGAUGAGAAUAAUCUGUGUUUUGAGUGUGGGGCUUUCAAUCCUCAGUGGGUUAGUGUCACAUAUGGCAUUUGGAUUUGUCUCGAGUGCUCUGGAAAACAUAGAGGGCUGGGAGUGCAUCUCAGUUUUGUGCGCUCCGUCACCAUGGACAAGUGGAAAGAUAUAGAGCUGGAGAAGAUGAAAGCAGGAGGAAAUGGAAAAUUCCGCUUGUUUCUUGAACUCCAAGAUGAUUAUGACCCCACUUGGACUUUACAGGAGAAAUACAACAGCAAAGCUGCUGCACUGUUUCGGGAUAAGGUGGCAACUCUAGCAGAAGGUAAAGAGUGGUCCAUUGAGACAUCUCCUGCAAGAAACUGGACAUCUCCUCAACCUAAGACCAGCCUUUCAUCUUCUCAUCGUUCUGGAGGACCUGGUCAGAACUCUGCAAACUCUAGCGACAAAGCUUUUGAAGACUGGUUAAGUGAUGAUGUAAACUCUUAUCAGAGUGGAGGAGGUUAUAGUGGAAAUCAGGAGAACCGUUAUGUUGGCUUUGGCAACACAGUGACCCCAGAGAAGAAAGAGGAUGACUUCCUGAACAAUGCCAUGACCUCAAUUUAUUCAGGCUGGAGCAGUUUCACUGUUGGAGCCAGCAAGUUUGCUUCUAUUGCUAAAGAUAAUACAACUAAACUGGCCAACCAAGCAACUUUAAAGUUAAAGGGCUAUAAAGCUCCCCCUGAACCGGCCACUGAGUUAGGACAAACAUUAAAUGAGAAUGUUAUCAAACCUACCCAAGAAAAGGUGAAAGAUGGCAAAUUGCUAGAUGAAAUGGCAGUCAGCAUCACUGGGCUGGCAAACAAGGUUCAGGGAGCUGGUGCAAAGUUGACUAACAUGUUCUCUGGAAAACCGGAAGAUGGGUCUGGUGGAGAGAGCUACCAGAACAUGGAUGCCACUGAGGGAUAUCAGGGCAGUUCUAGCCAGCCUGUGUCAAGGGACUUCUGGGAUACCUUUGGCAGCAACAGCUCCUUGAAAGAGAAGAAAUCUCCCAGCAGUGACAGCUGGACCAUUCCAGAUAAUUCUGCUAAGAAGAGCUCUGACAGUUGGGACAUUUGGGGCUCUGAAGGAGCAUCCAACAACAAACACAGCACAGAGGAGAGCUGGGAGGCCUGGGACAACAACUGGGAGAAUGCGGAUGGUAAGGCGAAGAAGAGUCCUACGAAACCUGCUGAAGAAGCCUGGGAUAAUACAGAGUGGUAGUGACCACACAAACAUGCACCCCCUCCCUCCUCCUCUGGCCCUUCCCCCUGUUUCUCUUUUAUUCCCCACCCCUCUGUUCAUCUCUUUGGCACUUUCAGGGAGAGAGUUGUGAAAUCUUAUUUUCUGUUUAUGUAUUUAAAAUAAAUAUAUUAACACACGAAACAAUCGAUGAAACCCAGGGAUGAGUUAAGCUCAUUAAAAUGAUAUACUUAAAAAAAAAAUACAACUUUAUUGACAGCCAGAGCUGUUUAUUAUUAGUUGCCUUCUUCACAAAGAAACAAGAAUUAUUGAUGUAGAUAAGAUCAAAACUUUCCAUCUGGAUUCCCAAAUCACAGUACUCUUAAUGGUGAAUAAACCUGUGUUAUUAUAGUAUCAUUUGAUUUAAUCAUGGUGGUGAAUAAUUUAUAACACAGAAAAUAUGAUGCAUGAAAGAGAAAAUCUGACAUUGUAAAUAACAAUGGCUGUAAAUAGGAGUAACUGUAAUCCCUCAUAUUUUUGUGUUUAUUCAGAUUAGGCCCCGAGACAUUUUUCACGUUUUGUAAAAUUGAUUUAUGAGAAGCAUUUUUGACAGACUAACGGCCAUUUCAUUCUCAGUGUUCAGUGAAAUUGCUAAAAAGAAAGUCGUUGUUACAAACUGUCUAUUAAUUAAAAUCUGUGGAUAUGUAAAAUAAAAAAAAAAUCUAUUGUGUGACUAAAUGGCCUUCAUAUAAUAUAAUUUUGUUAUUUUCUUGAGACAUUGUUCUGUUAGAAUGUGUCAAGAAGUAAAAAGAGAGGACACUGCAGGAUUCUUGGAAAUGUAUUUUGCCCUAAUUUAUUGCUGCCACGUUACAGCAAAAAUCAAUAAUCACAAAUAUUUUGGACCAUACUGUCUUUAUUUAAUAUAACUAUGAAUCAACCACCAAAACAUUAUGUAGUUAUUGAUCUUAUCAUACCACUUGAAAAGAAAAUAAUAUAAAAUUAGCAUUUUAUUUGUUUACAUCCAUUGCUGAACUUCUUAAAGCCAGAGUGUUUGUGAAUACCAUGCCUCAGCCUGGGGUGGAGUGACCGAGCAUUCGUGGAGUGGUGAAAAAAAAACGAGCACAAGUUUAGUUCCAUCUUGAUUAUAUUAUUUUUCUGAUUUUGGGAACCAAAAUUGCAGUUAAAAAUCUCAUUAAUGGCAUAGCACCUUGCUUUACAUAAUGCACACAAGGUCAAAGAUCAUUUUGGAUCGGAUUUUACUCCAUUUUCAUAAUCUUAAACAGGUGGAAACGGCAUGUAACCCCUCAUGUACAUGUUCAAGCAGACUUCUGAAAAGUUGUGUUUAGAGCACAUUCAACACUGUGUUAUCUUUAUACUGGAAGUAAAUACACAACAGAUUUUUAUUAGGAAAAAAUCAAGCUAAAAAGUUUCCGUAAUAGCUGCUAGUGCGAUUUCUUGCACAAUGACGUGCAUUUGUUUCACUUUUACGAUGUCUGAAUUCAACUGAAAUUUUAUGUAGUUUGCUUUGAGCUCAGAAUGUGCUUUCAUAAAGAUGGGCGCUUAACUUGACAAACUUGAGUUCUCUCACAAACAUUAUGGUUCUCAUUAUUGAACAAAAUAAUUUUGCAAUUUUGUUUUCAAAACACUGGAGUUUUGAAUGAUCUAAAUAUACGUGUAACUCAUUGUAUGUACUGUAUGAAAGUGAAGGGAGUGUUUUAUUAUCUGGUGCAUGUUGGGAGUGUAGACUGCAGAAUGGCAACCUAGCAGCUGAUCUAUGAGAGUUCGUCGUUUGUAUAUUUCAUCUCAUAUGAAAUUGCUUUAUGUAAAGCAUGCAAAUUUCACCCUGGUCACCGGUGUCACGCAUGUCUUCACACUUGGAUUAACAUCUUAAUUAAGGAAUGAUAUUAAUGAGGCUCAUUAUAUGCUGGAUACUUAAGACGGUCAUUGCUCUCAAAUACUUGUUAUGAAUUAAUUUAAUCAACCUCCAGUAGGGCACCUUACAGUUUUAACAGCAGCUGCACUCACGCUGCUUAUCAUUGAUGCAGAUGCAUUAUGAAGCCUCAUUGUUUAAAGUUGGAAUGUAAUCAAUAUGAAAAUAGUUCUUUUUUAAGGUGUCUGGAAACAAUUCAUCCUAAUUUUAGAACAUCUCGUCUCUUUGUGAAAGAGUCGCUGUUUUGUUUCACCCACUGCCUGAACAUAUGUGGGUUAUUCUUCAUGAAUGAUGCACCCAAGUCAAACUCAAGCUGACUACCAUUAAAUAAAUUACAACCUGAGGCUUUGCUUUUAAAAAUUAAAUUGUGUUUUAAACUCUUGGUGGGACUCAAGAUUGGUUAAAAAUAGCAUAAUGCUUUCAUGGGUUUUAAUAAGUGAAGAAUAAAUUCUGGAAAGUUUAUUCCACACCCAUUUUCCUACCUCUAAUAAGUCUUGAGUUUACUGCCUGGUUUUCAUUGAGUUUUUCUUCUUUUUUCAUCAGUCUGUAUUGUUUUGAUGUAGACUUUGUUUCCACUGAUGUUUUUCCCCAUGUGGCUCAUUUUAUGUAUUUGCUAAAAAAGUGUGUGCAACAGCAAAAUGGUAAAUGAACAUACAGUGUUUUUGUAUUUUCAGUGACAGUGCUGUGCUGUCAGAACCAUCACUCCUGUAACAUUUGUUGUGCUGAACCACUGCUGCUGUGUUCAUGUACAGUCAAGUGUUAAAAGCCUUAAACAGCUUUAUUUUGUUUGUGACGAUGUUAGUUUGCUUGUGUCUCAUGCAGUGAGGUGUACAUGUUAGUAAAUGAUUGCUAAAGAUAAACAGUAAAAUUCACCAACCUCAACUUUUUCCUUUAUUACUGAGGCUUUACAGUAUGUUACAAUAUGUUUUUAUUUUUAUUUUUUAUUUUAUACUGACAAAACAAAGCAUAAAUUGUCUUAAAAUGAAAGGAAUGCUUUGUGUUGUCAUAUGUCUUUAAUUUUAAGACAUAUUUUGAGCAGGCACUUGUCUAAAACAUUUAGGCGGUAAAAAGAAAAUAACUAAAAAAGACCAUAGCUGUUUUUAAUCGUGAAUGUCUCAUUGUGGUUGAGGGUAUGCCUGAUUCAUGGACAAACUGCAAAAUAUGUCACCUAAUGAAAUGUAUCUAAAUUUACUAAAUUAUUAUUUAAAAAAUGGUUGUAUUUGUUGCGACCUUAUCUGAUUUAAUGAAAAAACUUUCCCAGAGUGGCAGAUAAACUCUUCUUUGCUUGUAGAAAAUUUGAGAUGUGGUACAUUUCUCUGUCUAUGAAACUGUCAGAAAUGCCAUUUUUGAUGUUAUGCAUGAUGUGUAACGUGGAGCAUAAUACAUGCAGUCGUUUCCUCAGUGAGUUUAAGUGCAGUUGUCUGCUUGCCCCUUGAAGUUUCACCAGCAGCCAUCCUAUGAGGUGAGCCUGUGAUACUGAUCCCAUUGUGGCUGUGGAUAUUAUUUUCCUGUACAUAUGGUUUCUGUGUAAAAUAAACAUUUUGACUGUGA